AUGUUACGUGCUGUAGCUUCACUAGAUUAUUUGAAACUUCAAGCCUUCGGCACUGCACUGUUCGAGGUGUUGAACAUCACAAGUACAAUUGCUGUUACGAGCAAUCCUUACUUGGACUCUUUGGCUUAUGCUAUCGGAGAACCUAUGUUUCCUAGCUAUGUGCCAGGUCUUAUGAGCACCACCGGUGACAGAAUGAGCUUCACGCAAAGGCUGCAAAACAUUGUCGCUUUAAUAAUUGGCAGAGCAGUAGCGAAUUACAUGAAUGAUAACGAGAUGGCAAUGUUGAGGCAUAAGUACGGUACUUUCAAGACCCAUACUGAACUAAUCGCCCAGACGUCAUACGUUUUCACCAAUGGGAACCCUUAUCUAGAUUUCCCACGUCCUACAUUGCAUAAAACUGUGAUGGUCGGUGGAUUUGCUGUGAGCAGGAAGUUGAAGAAGAGCCACGCGUUAUCUGAGGAAUGGACAUCAUUCCUGAACGCCUAUCGCCAUACUAUAUUAGUAUCGUUUGGAUCGGUUGCAAAGUCCGCCGAAAUGCCGGAGAACUUCAAAAAGACGCUCAUCAGUGUCUUCGCUUCUAUGCCAGAUGUGGGCUUCAUUUGGAAGUACGAAGAAGUGAACUCUACAAUUGUCAAUCUCUCUAAUGUUUUUCUUAGCGCUUGGGUGCCACAAAUCCCACUUUUAGAAAGCGAACGUUUGUCCGCCUUUCUCACCCACGGAGGAAUGGGUAGUUGCAAUGAAGUAGCUUACAUGGGCAAACCGAUAAUAGUGGUUAAUCCAGUUCACCAAUUUGUAGAAAGCGAACGUUUGUCCGCCUUUCUCACCCACGGAGGAAUGGGUAGUUGCAACGAAGUAGCUUACAUGGGCAAACCGAUAAUAGUGAUUCCGAUAUUUGGCGACCAAAUGCGAAAUGCUCACAUGAUGGCUCGCCACGGUGGAGCAAUCGUUCUAGACAAAUCGGAUUUGGGCGAUGCUUUGAAACUAAAGAAUGCAUUCAAAGAAAUCAUCAAAAAUCCACGUUAUGCCGAGAACGCUUUCCGACUUUCCCAAAUGCUUCGUAACCAGCCGAUUCCACCAGACGAAUUGCUGCUGAAACAUGCAGAGUUCGCUGCUAAGUUCGGACGUCUAUCGAAUCUCGAUUCUUAUGGAAGGCAUCUUUCUGUGAUACAGUACUUUUUGAUUGAUCUAGUAGCAGUCGUAUUUACCAUAAUGGCAUUGAUCCUACUAAUGUUUUCAGUGUUAAUACGAAAAUGCUGCUGUGCUCGUUCUUCAAAGAUAAAGUCGGAAUAA
Strongylus vulgaris is the source of this 1290-nucleotide messenger RNA. NCBI's taxonomy places the organism in Eukaryota, Metazoa, Nematoda, Chromadorea, Rhabditida, Strongylidae. The record is from the annotation of a GenBank genome assembly.